GAAUAGUUAAGUAUGCAACUGAUAAUUUUAUCCACUUAGUAUUAAAAAAUCACCCAUUCUGAUGAGCUUAUAAAGAAAACUUCGUUUGUGAAUAAUGAUAUAGUCAGUAGUAGUCAUUGAUAAGGUAGUAACACAUUAUGAGAUCCUUUUCUACUCUGCUGUAUGCGUCUUUUUGUAUUUUCUUUCUUCUAUUUCCCAACCAUUCUCAAUCAAAAACAAUCUACAAGAAAAAAUCAUCACCAAUUCUGAUUAAUUUCGGAGAUUCCAACUCGGAUACCGGUGGGGUGCUUGCUGGUACCGGUCUCCCAAUAGGUUUGCCCCAUGGUAUUACAUUUUUCAACAGGGGUACCGGCCGUUUAGGCAAUGGACGCCUAAUUAUCGAUUUCCUCUGUGAAAAUUUAAACCUCAGGCUUCUGAGCCCAUAUUUGGACUCCCUGGAACCAAAUUUCAAAAGUGGAGUCAAUUUCGCAGUCACCGGUGGCAUGACCUUACCCCAGUUUGUCCCUUUUGUUUUGGGUGUACAAGUUCGUCAGUUCGUUCGUUUCAGAAAUCGCACUCUCGAACUCAUUGCACAAGGUUCGAAAGGUCUGAUAGAUGAACAUGGCUAUCGCAAUGCGCUUUAUAUGAUUGACAUUGGACAAAAUGAUCUCUUAGUUGCUCUGUAUGCAUCAAACUUAACCGCGAAACCGGUGCUUGAAAAAAUUCCAUCAUUUCUUGCAGAAAUCAAAUUAGCAGUUCAGAAUCUUUAUAAAUAUGGAGCCAGGAAAUUUUGGAUACACAACACUGGACCAUUAGGCUGUGCGCCAAAAGAGCUUGCUCUUCAUCCUCAUAACGACACCGAUCUUGACCGGAUCGGGUGUUUUAAGGUUCAUAACGAUUUGGCAAAAGCUUUUAAUAAAGGAUUGAAGGAUAUAUGCAAGGGAUUAAGAUCAACAUAUAAGGAUGCAACCAUUGUCUAUGUUGAUAUAUAUAAAAUCAAAUACAAUCUUUUCGCAAAUUACACAAGUUAUGGUUUUACAAAACCACACAAGGCUUGUUGCGGGUAUGGUGGAGAACCAAACAACUAUAAUGUCAAAGCAACAUGUGGGCAACCUGGCUACAACAUGUGCAAGAAUGUAUCACAAGCUAUAGUGUGGGAUGGAGUUCACUACACUGAAGCUGCUAAUCAAGUAGUCGCCUCACAGAUUCUGACCACAAAGUUUUCCAUACCACAGAUAUUUCUGGAUUCAUUUUGGAGAAUUUGACUCUUUAAAUUUUGAAUCUUCUUUUCAAUUCGGUUUUGCUUAAAAGUUCCUAGUUUUCUGAGUGCCAACUUAUACGGGAAGGCACUGUGUCAAAUUUGUAAGCUCAGUAUCACCUAAUAUAGUAGUACAAUUUCGCUUCU
Molecule: messenger RNA, 1384 nt
Organism: Papaver somniferum (opium poppy)
Lineage: Eukaryota; Viridiplantae; Streptophyta; Magnoliopsida; Ranunculales; Papaveraceae
Product: GDSL esterase/lipase At3g62280-like
Exons: 4
Coding region: 138-1244 (368 amino acids)
Molecular function (GO): hydrolase activity, acting on ester bonds
Source: RefSeq, a predicted model, not a curated record